Molecule: messenger RNA, 2943 nt
Organism: Candidula unifasciata
Lineage: Eukaryota; Metazoa; Mollusca; Gastropoda; Stylommatophora; Geomitridae
Source: the annotation of a GenBank genome assembly
AUGAUGGAAACAUUCCUUGAAGAUGCAGAGAACUCUCUACAUCACAGAACUAAUGCCCACAAUGGCUCUGGGUCUUCUGGAGAGUCUGAGGAAGACCCAAUGGAUGAUCCUUUCAUUUAUGACAAGUUUCUACAAGAUCCGGACUGGGCCAAGGCAGCACAAGAGGAUAGUCUGGCUAAGAACCUGGUGGACCCGGGACCGUUUCGCUACAACAAGCGGAUAUUCAUGACCAGUCUUCCAGCCUUGCUACUAGUGCUGGCGUUAGGCGGAGAAACUCUUGUGCUGAUGGUUGCCGUAGGAACUGCAUUGAUUGCUGUGAUGGCCCAGCUUGGAGACAGCCGAAGGUGUGUUAUCAUAUUUGUGAUCAUCUUCAUACCAACUCAUGUUUACGUGUUGGCUUCAGUGGUCCCUCUGUUAUGGCUGUCGCUGUGGCACUUCUUCCUUGUGGCAUUGAUUAACCUGUUUGUGGUUCUCACAGCCGGCUGGGUGUUGCUGCAGUUUAAAGCUUUUAGGAUGGAGGAGCCAACACUAGCUGUUAUGACAGAGCAGUUGCUGUUCACUGCUUACCCAUUCAUCUGUACAUGCCUGGUGUGCUGGGCGUUAGCUACAGUCAUGUCAGUGUCUGUCAUCCCAACAGUGUUCUCGUUUAUGUGGUUUGUGUUGCUGCAGCUCUACUUGCUGCCCAUCGUGUCAUCCUUCAAGACGCAGGCGGCAGGGGACGAUAAUCUGGAUGUGGUGCAGGUCCCUGUGGUUGUGGCCACGGUGAUUGUCUUUGUGCUGCUGGGCCCAAUCCUGCAGAUCCUUCUGUCAGCAUUGUCUGUGGACACACCAGCUGUGUUGUCAGUGAUCUUCUUUGUUCACCUGAUCUUUAUGAUGUCCCUGACCUUGUUCUUGUCAACACUGCUCAGUAUCCGACAGAUUUUUGAGUACCUGGGUCUGCCAUAUUCGACUGCAGUUUAUGUUCGCUGGGGAUCCGGCGUCAGUUGCACUCUCCUCUGCUACCCAGUUCUGCAGGCGUUUGGGCUGGAUUCCCAUUUCCUGCCUCUGCUUCCUGUUGCCAUCGGAAUCUUUGCGGCGCUUGGAGUUGUUCUGGCUUUCAAGAAGAGAAGGGUGGUGAUGGCGGUGCUGGCUGUGGUUCUGGUGACAAGUCUGGUAGCUUUGUUCAUUCUCUGGAUCCAAGGGAUGCCCCACAACCUGAAACAUUACUUUAUAGGCAUGUUUCCACUCAAUGCCUUCUACCUGAUGAUCUGUGUCAACUUCCUGCUGUGUCUGCUCUGUUUGUGGAUGGCCACAGUUGAUGCUAGAGACAUGUUUGGUGCCCUCUUAGUACUUCAGGCUAUCGUACUAACAGUGUGUGAGAUUUCACUGCACAGCACAAACUUGUACUCGACCUCCCGCCUGCAGCUGACCAGUGUCACUGCCAGUUACACCAUUCACCGCCUGCAUGUGGCCGAGAAGAUCUCCCGCAAGGCUACAGUUGCCUCUUCAGCUGUCCAUGUGGCCAAGUCCCUGGCCAGUGCCAUGUCCUUAAUUAUUGAUCGCAACAAUGGGGAGAUAACUUUUCUAGAGAUGGCAGCACUGGGGCUCAUGAUAUAUGUGGUGUUGUCGGUCUUUGUGUACGGAGUCACGGGCGACAAGUCUGGGUUUGAGAUUGCCAGCCAACUGUUGAUGCUCCUGGGAGUUCUGGCUGUCAACAGUCAUCACUUCUUGCUUCCCUUGUCCAUGUUGAUGUUUCAGGGCUCGGCAUCCUACACAGACGUCAUUGGUCUCUGGUGCAUGCUGGGAGGAGGAUUGGCUCUGUUGUACAGUCGGACAAUCAGCUCCGUGCACACCAGACAAGUACUCAAGCUGGCUCUAAUCCUAGGGGUCAUGGGAAUCGUCAUCAUCGUCGUCCACCCACCACUUUCAUUUACUGCUUACUCGGUGUUUCAGUGGUUGGAAAUUAUCAGCAUCUUUAUCUUGGCAGUCAUUCUGUCAUUGAAGGUAGAGUUAUCACCCCAGAUGGUGGUAGUUAUCUCCCAUGUUCUGGCUGUAUGUCUGGGACUACGCAUAUGUAUUUAUCUGUGGGCGGAAGUGACCCUCCUGUAUGCUGUGCUGUGUGUGGUCGACAGUAUAGCAGUGCUGAUCCUGGUCUUUGUUUGUGUGGUCAUCACGGAGAUGACCGACAUCUCCGACAGGAUCAUGAAGAUCAGCAUUGCUACAGCAGUCAGUUGCAGCAUAUGUUUGCUGAUUGCUGAUGUGGUUGGUUACUUCUCCUCAUCACCGUCACACAUGCCCCUGUCAUUGCUACAGCUGCCAGCCUGGAAGGCUGUACUUGUCACAUUCCUUCUAGUCUCCGUCAUCUUGAAGGUGGUCCACUCUACCAAGGGCCCAGACAAACUACCCAUGACAAGUGAAGACAGUCCUGGCAGAGUUACCCUCCCUCUCAUUGGCAACCUCUGCACGGUGAUUACAUUUCUGGUGGCCUGCAGUCAGGGUCCGGCUGAUCCCACACUCCAUGACUUGUGGUGCUGCGCUUGGACAGUCGUCUUAGCCUGUCUACACCAAGACACAAUCUUCUUACGAAACCUGGCUGGCAGUAAACAGGCCAGCCCCAUCAUCAUGGCAUCCGUGGCCACCUUAGUCAUCUCCACAAUCAUCCACUCACGAUUGUGGUUAUUAGCCUGUGCAUCCUCAAUCAUCGGUGGAUUUACCGAAGUGUUGCUGGUAUUUCUCACAUUCCCCGUCUUCUAUGCCGCUUGGGUGAUUUUAUGGGAAGGUAAAGUUGUGUUUGAGCCUGCCGUGGUGUUUUUAACCCCGUACAGCCUGUUGUUGGUGAUGCUAGCCACAACGUACACCGCCUGGAUUCUGGCGGCAGCCUGCCUUGUCAUGGGAUUCUGGAUGAUGAAAUUUAAACUACCCAUGGUUCCUUACAACAGUGAUCCGGCCGAUCAUUACAGAUGA